AUGCUGUCCACAGAGGCUCAUUCAAAGCUGGCAUCACAUAUAUCCAAUUUGCCUGAGCAUUUGCGGACGGGUUACAGUCAAUCAGAAGUCGAGGGUAAUGAACGGGUGAUUGAAGGUCAAAUUGACCAAGCUGGGAUAGUCGAGGACCUAGACCAUGCAUCCCGUGAUAUUGAACCUGUGGAUGUCGAAAUGGAGGAUUCAUACGAUCAGUUCAACAAGCAUAAUGAAAUGUAUCAGGGAAGAGGGUCGAAUGGUGGUGAAAAUGCGCCAGUUGAAUGCAGCGAUGACGAAUCAUUGGAUAUGCGUGAGGUUAUUGAUAUCUUCCACCCACAGGAUCUGGUUGAUGACGAUGACGAAGAUCAGUAUCGUGAAGAAGAGGGGGAGGAGGAAAAUGAAGAUCAAGGGUGGUUCCCCUUUUCAAGCAAGGUGGUGAGCAUUUGA
Molecule: messenger RNA, 441 nt
Organism: Puccinia graminis f. sp. tritici CRL 75-36-700-3
Lineage: Eukaryota; Fungi; Basidiomycota; Pucciniomycetes; Pucciniales; Pucciniaceae
Exons: 1
Coding region: 1-441 (146 amino acids)
Source: RefSeq, a predicted model, not a curated record